GAAAUGAAAUUUAAAGAGCCACAUGGGGAUGCCAACUGGGCAGCUAUUUAAACCGAAGGUUCAAGAUUUCGUUAUCCGUUUCCCAACGGUGCCAACACCUUGCUCUCAAUUUUCCAUGGCGUCUUCCGCCUCCUCAAUGUUGCUCCCGCUUGGUUCAGCUUCUGGAAUACACCAAAGAAUUUCCAGUGAUAAAAUACGACCUCUUGUUGUGCGCUGCUUGAAUGCCAAUAUCAAUGCAAAAGAAUGGCGGAUGAAAGAGUAUGGGAAGGAACUCAAUUUGACUAGAAGAAGAGAGAUGAUUGGUUUAGUUUGUGGAAUGUCCAGUCUCGUGAUAGAUGUUCUAAAUGCCAAGGCAGCUGGCUUGCCUCCAGAAGACAAGCCAAGAUUAUGUGACGAUGCCUGUGAGAAAGAACUUGAAAAUGUUCCUAUGGUCACGACUGAGUCUGGUUUGCAGUACAAGGACAUCAAAGUUGGUGGAGGCCCCAGUCCACCUGUUGGAUUUCAGGUGGCGGCAAAUUAUGUUGCAAUGGUUCCAUCUGGACAAAUUUUUGACAGUUCACUUGAGAAGAAGCAGCUUUACAUUUUUCGCGUUGGAUCUGGUCAAGUGAUCAAAGGACUUGAUGAAGGGAUUUUAAGCAUGAAAGUUGGUGGGACGCGUCGACUGUACAUUCCUGGAUCUUUGGCAUUCCCAAAAGGCCUGACAUCAGCUCCAGGAAGGCCAAGGGUAGCUCCAAGUAGCCCUGUGGUAUUUGAUGUCAGUCUGGAAUACAUACCAGGCCUUGAAGAUGAUGAAGAGUGAGUAGCCAUUACAAAAAUCUCUUGAAUCUCUCAUUCCUUUACCAGAGGAAAAACAAGCCAGAAAUUUGUAUAUGAUGAGAAAACACUUGCUGUUAUGCUUCAGUUUUCCCCCCUGCCUUGUUAUGAGUAUAUAAUUAUAUUUGAUGAGGAGAAGUGAAGAACUACUGAAUUAUGUAUCUUUUUUCACCUUGAUUUAGAACUCUCUUCCUAUAAACCACUAUUUAUAGGGAUUCAUAAAAUGGAAAUUCAGUUCCCAAAAU
Messenger RNA from Cucurbita pepo subsp. pepo (vegetable marrow), 1058 nucleotides. RefSeq names its product FKBP-like peptidyl-prolyl cis-trans isomerase family protein. NCBI's taxonomy places the organism in Eukaryota, Viridiplantae, Streptophyta, Magnoliopsida, Cucurbitales, Cucurbitaceae. The record is from RefSeq and is a predicted model, not a curated record. Gene Ontology annotation, molecular function: peptidyl-prolyl cis-trans isomerase activity.